Molecule: messenger RNA, 684 nt
Organism: Encephalitozoon intestinalis ATCC 50506
Lineage: Eukaryota; Fungi; Microsporidia; Unikaryonidae
Product: Homeodomain-containing transcription factor-like protein
Exons: 1
Coding region: 1-684 (227 amino acids)
Biological process (GO): regulation of transcription by RNA polymerase II; cell differentiation
Molecular function (GO): RNA polymerase II cis-regulatory region sequence-specific DNA binding
Source: RefSeq, a predicted model, not a curated record
AUGGACAACUUUGGAGGCAACUUCUUUAAUUCUUAUAACAAUAACUCUACCAGAGAGACAGAAGGAAGCCAAUACUUUGAUCCUUACUUUGUCAAGCAUCGAAAAAGAACAACGAAAGCACAGCUCAAGGUUCUGGAGGAAACCUUCGAGACCAACAUCCGGCCGGAUGCAAACAUGAGGAAGAAGCUUGGGGAAGAGCUAGGAAUGACGCCUAGAAGUGUCCAAGUAUGGUUCCAGAACAGAAGGGCAAAAAUCAAAAAGCUCACACAGAAGAAGAUGAUGCAGCAAGAAAACACAGACAACACCAAGGGCCAGGAGACAGCCCAUACACCAAGCCCAUCAAAAGAAAGCAAAUACAACGGCUAUCACCCAUACAUGCCCAUCCAGGGACCUUUAGAAGAGUUCAAUGUAUAUCCAAGAGAUAACAGCAUCUAUAAACAUGCAAUACCGCAAGGAAUGGGAUCUCCGGUGAUGUAUGAGGGCUUUGGAUACAGAGGGCAUGAAGAAUACGGAUAUCCCUAUGUACAGAGAUAUGGAAACGGAGAGUACUAUCAAAUGCAAUAUCCGUAUGGGAUGAUGCAGGCUCAAUGGCACCAACCUCCAGGAUUCCGUGACGAAGAUUACUAUCGCUCUACUAGAAAACAGCAAUAUAGAGGAGGCGCACCCAAUCCUGAAAAGAUGUAG